Molecule: messenger RNA, 786 nt
Organism: Fusarium graminearum PH-1
Lineage: Eukaryota; Fungi; Ascomycota; Sordariomycetes; Hypocreales; Nectriaceae
Exons: 4
Coding region: 1-786 (261 amino acids)
Biological process (GO): proteolysis
Molecular function (GO): serine-type endopeptidase activity
Source: RefSeq, a predicted model, not a curated record
AUGGUCGGCGCAAGCAAAGUGGGUGUUGCCCCCCGGUGCCGCGUCGCGCCGCUUCGCUGUGCAGUUGGUGAAGAGCCGGACAUCAAGGAGUGCAUCAAAUGCUGCGAGACAAUACUCAACUACCACAACAAGAAGUAUGCUGGGAAGCCCGCCGUCGUUAAUUGCUCGUUCGCUAUCGCAUACGAGGACGUGCUUAAAAAGUUCAAGGCCGACGGUAUGGAGGUCGACAUGUUGAAAGAUAUGACUGAAUUUUUCAUCGGCAAGUUCCAAGAAGCUGUUCAGAGUCUUGUCAACGCAGGAAUGAUUAUUGUUGCAAGUGGUGGGAACCAAAAGGAAACGACUAGCGCACCCUGGGCAGAGUGGAAAGCCAACCAAGGCAAGAAGCUAAGAUCAGACACUUCGUUCCGCGCACCGCAGUGUUUCGACAAUGUCAUUGUAGUGGGCGGCCUUGACCGUGAUGGCAAAUUAUGGGAUCAAUCCGGUACUGGGAAGCUCGUGACACACUAUCUCCUGGCCGAUCGCAUUGAAGAUCCCUGUGACUACUCUUUAUUGAUAAUGGGAACCUCUGUCGCUGCUGCGUUCCUCUCAGGCAUCAUAGCUUGCAUACUUUCGUCUGCCCAAUACAAGGCGAAAGCUCAGGUAAGCGUUGAUAAUGCGAGGAAGCACAUUAGACAGAUCCUGGAGAAAGUAUCGGAAGAAUUUGAAGAUGGAAAGGGGAACAAAUGCCGCGCUUUUAUGGCUGGCACUAUUGACCUGAAGAAUGUUGUUUGGGACUAUAAAGUCUGA